Messenger RNA from Salvia miltiorrhiza (redroot sage), 1371 nucleotides. RefSeq lists its product as uncharacterized. Lineage: Eukaryota; Viridiplantae; Streptophyta; Magnoliopsida; Lamiales; Lamiaceae. The coding region runs from base 1 to 1371 and encodes 456 amino acids. The record is from RefSeq and is a predicted model, not a curated record. Gene Ontology annotation, molecular function: RNA-DNA hybrid ribonuclease activity; nucleic acid binding. The transcript has 4 exons.
AUGUGGCAAAGGCUUCAAGGGUGGAAUGACGAACGGCUCUCUAAAGCGGGUAAGGAGGUCCUUAUUAAAGGAAUAGCUCAGGCUAUUCCUUCUUAUUGCAUGGCUAUCUUUUCUUUGUCUGUUGGUUUAACGAAUGAUUUGGAACGGAUGUUAAACUCUUUUUGGUUGGGGAAUAAAGGCUCGGAUGGAAAAAGUAUUAAUUGGCUGAAAUGGGAAAGAUUGUGUGUUGAUAAGAAGCUCAGUGACUUAGGUUUUCGAAGCCUCCAACUGUUGAAUGUGGCCAUGCUUGGAAAGAUGGGGUGGCGCCUUAUUGAUGAACCUACUGCUCUUGUUUGUCAAGUUCUUCGAGCCAAGUAUUUUCGUAAUGGAGAUUUUCUUUCGGCAAAAAUUGGUCGCAGCCCAAGCUUUACUUGGCGUAGCAUUUGCUCGGGUCAGGAUUUGAUUAGGCAAGGUACCCGUUGGAGGAUUGGAGACGGUUCGAGUAUUUGGGUUUUCAAAGAUCCCUGGCUUCGUUCUCGAGAGCCUUUCAAAGUCUCUGCUCAGCUGUGUCCGCCGGAGCUUGCUGAUAUUACUAUUAAGGAGGUUGAUAUGGCAUCACUCAAGCAACGGACGUUAUUCGGUGAAGACUGGCGGGUGGCUCGUAAUAAUCUACCAUCUAAAGACAGACUUUUGGCUCGGGGCAUUGCGGUCGCUGGCGAGGGCUUGUAUGUUGAUGUGGCAGCUGUGUGGAAAGAUCGUAAUGGUGCUGUUUGGAAUAACUGUCUUCCAAUCCCAGCUCAUUCCAUUUCGACUGCUGCUUCGUCUUGGACUGAAUGGAAGCUAGCUCGUGAACUUGUUACUCGCAAUAGUACAAAUGCUUCUUAUUCGAUUACCUGCGUGGGUUGGCACUCUAUUUCGUCGGAUACUAUUAGAUGCAAUGUGGACGCGACUUUUUUCACUGAAGAGCGCACUAUAGGCAUUGGUAUGGUUGUGCGGAAUUAUGAGGGUGCGUUCAUUAUUGGGAAGUCUAUUAAGUUGUCGGGUUGUAGGAGUGUGGAAGAAAAUGAGUUGAUAGGCAUAAAGGAAGCUCUUUCGUGGAUCAAGAGUUUGGGUUUUUUGCGAGGUGUGGUGGAGUCAGAUUGCAAACGAGCUUGUGAUGCUAUUAGCUCGAGAGAGAGGAAUCUUAUGGAGCUUGGAAUCAUUGCCUCUUCUUGCCGGGAAGAGCUCAUGUCGCUUCCAGAGGUUUGCGUUGUGUCGGUUAAACGUCAUCAAAAUGUUGUCGCUCAUUAUCUAGCGAAAGCUGCAAGAGAUUUUUAUUUACAUCAUGUUUGGAAUGAACCCCCGAGCUUUGUGGAAGGUCAUCUCCAUAUCCCAUGUUCUUGUGAUCAAUAA